Messenger RNA from Plasmodium vivax (malaria parasite P. vivax), 3146 nucleotides. RefSeq lists its product as hypothetical. Lineage: Eukaryota; Apicomplexa; Aconoidasida; Haemosporida; Plasmodiidae. The record is from RefSeq and is a predicted model, not a curated record. The transcript is spliced from 3 exons. Gene Ontology annotation, molecular function: RNA binding. The coding region runs from base 577 to 1302 and encodes 241 amino acids.
AUACGAAAAGGAAAAAAAAAAAAAAAAACAGAAACUUAAACAGAAACAGAAACAGGAAGUUAAAACAAAAUAAGCGAACCAUGGUAUUUGAAGGAAUGUAAAAAAGAAAAAAAAAACUUUGAAGCGAGAAGGAAUAUGAAUAUUGUGACAGAAAACAUUCAGAGCUGAUAUAAAAAUAAUUAAUUAAAAAAUUGAAUUAAAGCAGAGCGUAACUUGAAAAAAAAAGCUCAAUUGCAUUACCCCAAGUUAAGUACCAAAAGAGACACAAAGAAGCAGUGCCCACAUAUGCAGAGGAGUAAAAAAAAAAAUUAAAAUAAAACGCAUUUUUAACAGAUAAAAAGAGACACACAAGGAUUUGUACAUAUACAUAUACGUAUACAUAUGCACAUAUAAAUAUACAGAUAAACAGACAAAGCGUUAGCUAAGAAUUCGAGGACGCGCACUUUUGCCCUUUAACCACUCGCGGCGUAGCAGAGCACACACUUGCGCGCGUACAUAAAAAUAAAUAGCUAUAUAUAAAAACGUCAAACGUAUUUAAAAAAAAAAAAAAUUUUUUUAUAAAACACCUUGAGCAAAAUGAAGAAAGAUAGAGAGCCAAUAGACGAAGAUGAAAUGAGAAUCACGUCCACCGGAAGGAUGACCAACUAUGUGAACUAUGGUGCCAAAAUUUUAGGGGAAGAAGAUAAAAAAAGCUUGAAAAUAAAAGCCACGGGAAACGCCAUCGGAAAAGCAGUAACUCUAGCGGAAAUAAUCAAAAGGAGAUUUAAAGGGUUGCAUCAGAUUACCAGGUGCGGUAGUACAGUCAUCACGGACCAGUACGUUAGUGGACAAGACAACAACGAACAUGUUGUGCAAGAGAAAACCGUUUCUUUUAUUGACAUUCUGCUAUCGAGAGAUCAGUUAGAUGUGAAAGACGCAGGCUACCAACCACCAUUGGAUGAGAAAUAUGUGAAAGAAAUGUCACCUGAAGAAAUUGUGAACACGAGACCAUUUAGAGGAAGAGGAUUCAGACCCAGAUUCUUCCGUGGAUUUAGAGGUGGCAGAGGUGGGUUCAUGAGACGAGGUGGAUAUAGGCCAUUUGGAGAUAGAAUGUAUGAAGGUAGAAACAGCUUUAGAGGAGGCAGAGGAUAUGGUGGCAGUUUUGGUAGAGGUGGUUACAGAUCUGGUGGCGGAAUGGGCGUAUCCGGAAGAGGCGGUUUCAGAGGAGGAUUCCGUGGAGGCAGAGAUGGCGGUUACCGCGGAGGUAGAGGUGGUUUCCGAGGUGGCAGAGGUGGCUUCAGAGGGGGCAGGGCUUUAUCAUAACUGAAGAAAUUUUUAAAUGAAUUUGUUUAAUUUUUGCGCUUGUUCAAGGGGGGAAUUCCUAUAUGAAUGCAAAUAUGUAUCGGCGUGUGGGUGCUCGAUUGUGCCAUUGUUCUACUGCGUGAAUUUGUGGAGUGUGCCAGCCCAAAGCGCAGACGCUAUGAGCGUGCGGGGCGCAUGCACAAGGGUGUGCAGUGGCGCGGGCGCAGUGCACAAAAAGAUUCCAGGGAGAACGGAAUAAUGCAAAGCAUUUUUGUUACGCAUUUGAACUUGUGUACGGUGUACAUCCACGCAUAUUCAGUGCAGGCACGGCGCAGGCACAACGCAUACGCACCGCGCUUUAUAUAAGCAUACAUAGGCAUCCUUGCCGCCUUUCGCAAAAUUAAGCUUACUUCAUUUACCUUCGCAUAUGUGAAGCACCAACAAAAUGUGGAGAGAGAAAAAAAAAAGGGAAGAGCCGCAACAGUACACGCACGAAAUGCGCAUGAGCAUGCACGUACUACUUGAAUAAGCUGAGCAGCAUAUGCGCACGCGUACUGUUGCAUACACGUUUUAUGUAAGCCCCACUUGAGGAGAAAAAGAAAAGAAAUAAACAAACAAAAAAACAAACAAACAAUGAAAGAAAGAAAAAAAAGCUCAAAAUUCCCCAUUAUGUGUACAGCAUUUAUACACAUGCGCACACUAGUGGAGCGACCAGGUGAAGAAGCAGCAACACAUACAUACUGCUGUACACGUUUACACAAAUUGAAGACGCACGAAACAAUGCUCGAGUGUUACCUAUAGAGUGUUAUUUAUACAUUAUAAACUUAAAAAAAAAAAAAAAAAACAAGCUAUAUUUAGUAAGCAUAGUUCAACCAAGCAGCGUUUAGCCGUGCCACAUUUAACCAUCUAAAGUGAGAUCACCAUAAGUUCAAGUCAGAGAAAUAAAUAUAUAUAUUUAUUUAUUUAUAUCUGUAUGCACACAAGAACCAUUUUAUAUAUGCACGAGAAUUUAAGAAACAAAAAAAAAAAAAAAAAAAAUGUUCGCUUUUUUUACAUAAUCGAAUGAAGCAAAAAUUAUUGCAUAACAGUUUAUACGUACAUGUUGUUCCCCCUUUUGCCUCCCUUCUUUAAUAUAUUUCUAUCGAUGCUCAUACAUUUAGAGAGAUUCAACCCCAGCGCUCGUAGCAUGUUCAGUGAUACAACGCGCAGUAAUAUAUUACAAGAAGGUAAAGGGGGCAUGGCAUGUGUGUGUUAUGUAUAUUUUUUUAAAGCCACAAUAUUCCACGACAGUUAAAAAAAAAAAAAAAGACAUAUAUAAUUGCACACAUAUAAGUACAUGUUUAUAAUUGCACGUUUAUAAGUAUCCAUUUACCGGCACCCAUUUAUCAGCACCCAUUUAUCAGUGCCCAUUUAUCAGUGCCCAUAUAUAGACACAUAUAUGAACAUAUCUACAUGACACCGCGUGAUCCAUUUAUUUCCUGCACAACACGCCAUUUUAACCCACCAGAGAGAGAACUGCUUUGCGUUCAGCAUGAGAUGCAAGCACGAAAUAGGUUUUAAAGCAAUUUAUUUUUAAUACACACAUCCCCGCACCUACACAACACAACCAUUUUAAUGAAGAGCAAUUUACGAAGUUUUAAAAGCAGUGAAAGAAGUGAAAGUGUGCUGUAUUUUACACGUCGAGAAAUAUUUUAAAUUUCACUGGGCCAUUUAUUUAAAUUUAUUUAAGCACACAUACAUACGCAUCAUCCACAUUUAUCCACCUGCAUAAAUCAUACACGCCUUUUUUUUUAUCAACAUUUAAAACGACAAAAAACUGCAUUUUGCCAUACACACGAAAUUAAUUCAUUUAUAUUCGUUUAUUU